AUGGAGAUGAUGAAAAAAGGCUUUACAUCUCCUUCUUAUUCCUCCAAUGCUUUAAUGGCUGUAGCCAUUAUUGUUGCUCUUUUGGUCCUCAUGAGCUCAAACAUGAAGACCUGCUCGGCUACCACCACCACCACCACCACCAAAUCCAGCAAUACCAACUUCAUCCGGUUAUGCUGUGCAUCCACUACAUACCCUAACCUAUGUUUCAGUUCUCUCUCUCCCUACGCAAGCUCCGUCGGAACAAACCGUACCAAACUGGGCAUAGUGGCACUGAAAGUAAGCUUGAGCGCUACUCGGAACUCAUCGGCUUUGCUCACCAAACUGUCACUGAAACAUGACUUGACAGCCAAUGAAACGGCUAACAUUAAAGACUGCGUUAGUGAAGUUGGAGAUGCGAAAGAUGAGCUGAAGAGGUCUCUGGCGCAAAUGAAGGAUCUGGGUGCCCCUGAUUUUGAGUUCACGAUAAGUAGUAUAGAGGCGUGGGUUAGUGCAGCACUGACGGACGACAACACCUGCUUGGAUGGAUUAGAUGGGUUUAACGGGAAGGUGGAGAAAUGGAUCAGGAAGAGUGUGACGCUUGCUGCAAGGUUGACUAGCAAUGCUCUCGCUAUCAUUGAAAGCAUCACAUCGAACUACUGA
Molecule: messenger RNA, 639 nt
Organism: Telopea speciosissima
Lineage: Eukaryota; Viridiplantae; Streptophyta; Magnoliopsida; Proteales; Proteaceae
Product: 21 kDa protein-like
Exons: 1
Coding region: 1-639 (212 amino acids)
Biological process (GO): negative regulation of catalytic activity
Molecular function (GO): enzyme inhibitor activity
Source: RefSeq, a predicted model, not a curated record